This is a messenger RNA of Castor canadensis (American beaver), 4327 nucleotides long. RefSeq names its product aspartate beta-hydroxylase (gene Asph). NCBI's taxonomy places the organism in Eukaryota, Metazoa, Chordata, Mammalia, Rodentia, Castoridae. Gene Ontology annotation, biological process: peptidyl-aspartic acid hydroxylation. Gene Ontology annotation, molecular function: peptidyl-aspartic acid 3-dioxygenase activity; protein binding. Gene Ontology annotation, cellular component: endoplasmic reticulum; membrane. The record is from RefSeq and is a predicted model, not a curated record.
UGCUUCCACAAAAACAAAACGGCAGCAGUACAGUUUGUUCCUUUUUCAUCAUGCUUGAUUUUUCAGGGGUUGGAAUGAGGAGGAGAUAGGACCAACUGUGGAAGGAAUCCAUCCCCGAAGAGAAUGAAGGGCUGUGGGGUUGUCAGGAGUGCAUUUUAGCCUAAGCAGUUAGCAGUAUGUGGCCAUGAGGAAGAAGCCUCUAAAAAUAACUGGUGAGCAGAGUCUGCAGUCAGGUCCAAUUUCAGUUCUGGAGCCCUUGGCUGGGCAGGGUGGGCCAGGCAAAGCUCUAGGAGGGAAGGGCAUGCAGUGUGCCUGAUAACCUGCUGGGAGCAAUUGGAGUUUUUUCCUUCAAUAUACAUUAUUCAUGGACUGAAGAAAUCAAAAUGGCUGAAGAUACAGAGACAAAGCAUGGAGGACACAAGAACGGGAAGAAAGGUGGACUUUCUGGAAGCUCCUUUUUCACGUGGUUCAUGGUCAUUGCAUUGCUGGGAGUGUGGACAUCAGUAGCUGUCGUGUGGUUUGAUCUUGUUGAUUAUGAGGAAGUUCUAGGAAAACUAGGAGUCUAUGAUGCUGAUGGAGAUGGGGAUUUUGAUGUGGAUGAUGCCAAAGUUUUAUUAGAAGGACCUGGUGGGGUAGCCAAGAGAAAAGCUAAGGCUAAAGUUAAAGAACCUACUAAAGAAGAGCUCAAGAAAGAAAGCGGGAAACUUGUGUCAAGGAAGGAGAGCAAGAAUGAAGAGAGAAAAAGAGGGAAGAAGGAGAAGGAGGAUGAGUGGAAGGAUAAGAAAAUUGCUGAUUCAGGUACAUCCAGAAAACAGUCUCCUAGAGGUAAAAAGGACAAAGAAAAGGAGAAAUUAGACCCAGAUAAAUGUGCUAAAUCCAAGGAAAAUAAGAAAAAAUCACCAAAUACGAAGGAUGUUUGUAAUAAAGUGGCAUCCAAAGACAAAGAUGACAGAAAGGAAAGAAGUUUUGCCAGGCAUGCACACUUGGCCAAGGGAAAUAACCAGAAGAAAAAGAUCUGAAGCUCUUGUGUCAUCAUCCAGAAGGGGUAACAUUCUUGAUUACUAUUUUCUGCUGACAGGCCUAGACAACUUAGCAUUGCUCUGGUUGGGCAAGAUUUAUACAUUAACCAUUGAAUGUACUUAUUGGUGCUCAAUAAGUCAGUUCUUUGAAAUUAAAAUAUACUGUGUUUUGCUUCUAAAUUUAAAAAGAUGAAGUUUUUAAAAUACAAAAUAUGUAAUAAUUUCUAGUUUUAUUUAUUGAUUCUUUUCAGAAAAUAUAUAUGUAUAAUAUGAAUUCUGAUGGGUUUAUUAAUCUAUUAAAUAUUUUUGUUGGAAUUAAGUAAUAAUAUUAAGAUGUUGCAUACUGUAUUUGCAGAGUGACACAACUUUCAAGUACCCUAAGUACCUGACUUGAUAAGUACUUACCUUCUUUCUCUAUUUGCCCUUUUUUACUUUCCUCCUUUCUUUACCUAUUUUUCCCUUCUAUUUCCCUCCUUUCUCUUCCCCUCCUCGCUCUUCCCCUACCACCAGCUUUUCUCUGGACAGCACCCUAACUAGUUUCAUGUUAGGAUACCUUUACAGAUUCAGAAUGCUUAUAAAAAAGACUUUAAUUAUUUCACUUUAAGAUGAAUUUUACAGGAGACUAUUUUAUUCAGGUAUUUUGUUUGAAUGGCAUGUAUUUUUAAUAUUUGAUUAUAAUUAUUUACCAUUUCUAAAGAAUUGGAAAUUUGAGGCCAGAACUUUGCCCAUCAGAAGAUACUGAAUAAAAUGAAAUUUUAAUAAGAAAUACAUUUCUACAAAUGAUGUGUACCAUUCUGUGCAAAAAGUUUUUAAUCUUUAAAUCUCUAUUUUUGAUUACUAAUUUUGUAACCUGAUAACAGAAUCAAAAAUAGUAUCAAGAAGAUCUUUUUAAAAAAAUAAUUCUUUACCUUUUCUGUGAAGAGCUUAGCAAUAGAGGUUUUUGGCCUAAAGAUAUUUCAGACCAGAAUUGAGUACUGUUAAGUGUAAGUAUUUCUAAAAGUAUUGUGUACCUUUUUUCUUAUAAGCCAACAACCUUUACCACUUAAAGUUUAAUUCUUACUCAUGUAGUUGUCAAAAAUUCUAGCUUACAUAAUAGAAUUCUGCAGCAAAGGAAGAAUCCUAGAAGACAAUCCAAUUUCUCUGUCUGAGCCAAUCCUACCAUUUUGGGGGGAGGAGGGUUAAGGCCCAAAGUAAUUGUACCAUAGAAUAAUUUAAAGUAUCAUAUUUUGAUUACCCUGGAUUUUGCUGUUGUUUUCAUAGAUGAUCAGAACACAGUAAACCAAAGGGAGUUUCCUUUGGUUAGCAAUUUGAAGGACUGUGGCUUGUUCUUUUCCCAAAUUAUCUCCCCCCACCCUGCCCCACUCACCCCCAGAAGUACUAUGGCUUGAACUCAUUGCCUUGGGCUUGGUAGGCAGGUACUCUGCCACUUAAGCCAUACUCCCAGCCUGUUUUGCUCUUAGUUAUUUUUUCAGAUAGGGUCCCUUAAUUUUACCACCAGCCUCAGACUGCUGUUCUCUUACCUAUGUCUACUACGUAGCUGGGAUUAUAUUUAUGUGGCACCACUCAGCUUAUUUUUUGAGAUGGGGAAUUUUUCUAUCUUUUUGCUUGGGCUGGCCUCAAACCUCUAUCCUCCCAGCCUCUGCCUCCAAAAUAGUUGGGAUUACAGGUGUGAGCUAUUGCAGUGGGCCUCUUUCCCCAUAUAUUAGCUCUAGUGGUUUCUUUCAGCAUUAUUUCAUCUGCAUGAUGAAAGUUCCUCAGCAAACUGCAGACACAUCUUUGUAGUUUCUGGGAUGGGUCUGUGCAGGAAGUCCCUGGGAGAAUUUCAGCUUGCUUGGUAUGGUCUGGUGUACAUGGGAAUGUUUUUUGUAGUUACUCCUCCCAUGCUUGCUCAAAGUCUUGGGGUGGGGGUUGCACGGGCCCCACCCAAGCUGUUUGAAAUGUUUCCCACAGGAAGGGGGCCUCUGGGACAAGAAGAGGGUGUAUUUGAGAACUGGACAGAAGCAAAACAAAUACCCACCACAUGUAAAAGUUGCAAGAUUUUCAAAAUCCUGAUACUAAAUUAUACUGCUGAGAUAAGUGGAACGUUGGUGCAUUUUCAGUUUCAGUCAUUCUUUUAUUUAUUAGGAAGAUACUUUUCUAUGCCUUCAUAUUGUUGCCUAAGGAUAAUUCAAGCCAGAAGGACCUUUUAAGUCAACUGAAAAUAAGCUAUAAUUCUGUGUAGACGGGAAUCACAGAAAGCUUGGGGAACACCUGAAAAUGAAAGCUAAAAACUAAGAUUUUUGUCCUUUCCCUAAUAAUAUUUUGAUUUAAGUUCUCUUACAAGAUGAUACUUAGAAAUUUAAAUGACAUUAUUGGCAGAACUUCAUUUGAAUUUUGUUAUAGUAGAUCACAUUUUAGUAAUGUAGUCAUUCUAAAGACAGCUUUACAAAAAUAUUUGAGAGCUUAUCAAUUUGUUCAAGAAUUUUUUAAAAACUUAUUAUUCAAAUUCUUUUGAAGAACUUAUGUCAUUACUGAAUCUUUUCUUCUUUGUUAGGAUAUCUGACUCGUGUCUCAUUUGUUAGUAGCUUUGUGUGUGAAUUUGCUUAAUUUCUAAAAAUAUCAUUUCUAAUCGAGUUUUCAAUACAUUUUUUUCAGAAGGUUUUCAGUGUUCCUUCAUGGAUGGUUUAUAUUGUAUAUAGAUGAUCCUCUUUAUGUCUGCCUGUGAGGAAGAGAUGGUAAAUUAAUGGACAUAUAUCAGUCCAUUGCUUGAGUUACUCCAGGAAGACUAUUGGAGUUAAUUCUGAAAGUGCUUGGAUAGAGGGUACUUAUAUUAUUAUGACCUAUUUAUACAUGCAACUUCAGCAGUUCUCAUAAUGAUUACUUGGAUAAUAAGGACUCCCUUAGAUACCUCAAUUAAAAAAGAGAGAAAAGAGUAAGUUUUAAGUAAACUGUAAAGUGGUCAUUUUCUAUGAAAUGGGUCUGGUUAGUGACUUAGCCUAUUGCCUUCUAACAUGGGUUCCUUUCUCCUGUGUCCUCAUUGGUUCCUUCUCCUGCAUGUUAAUUGGUAACAUUUUCAGAAUUGAUUACUUGGAUUAUUUCACUAUAAAAUAGGUCUUGGAAAUGGUUGUUUUCAUUUGUAAGUUGAAGUUAACACCAGUCCCUCAAAGUGGUGUGAGAACCAGCUGCUGUUGCAUAGGUGUACGGAGCUGGCAAUGGUGGGCAUUGUCUUUUGUAGAAUAAUGAUAAUAAGUGAACUGUGGUGUCUCAGCAGUUAAAAAUUUGGAAGCACUGGAGCAAUGAUCAUAUUUCUGCUUUUGUUAACAGAUUAG